Molecule: messenger RNA, 1658 nt
Organism: Protobothrops mucrosquamatus (brown spotted pit viper)
Lineage: Eukaryota; Metazoa; Chordata; Lepidosauria; Squamata; Viperidae
Gene: TC2N
Product: tandem C2 domains, nuclear
Exons: 11
Coding region: 36-1508 (490 amino acids)
Cellular component (GO): nucleus
Source: RefSeq, a predicted model, not a curated record
CUUCUUCAUUGAUUCCAGCUUGCUUAGAAGCAGUAAUGGCAACAGAAUGCAUUAAGAAUUGUUGUAGAGGGUGUUUAUAUACUAAUAAAGAAAAGCAUGAUGCCUCUCUGGAGAAACAGUCUGCAGUUGCUGAUCAAUAUAGAUCAAAAGUAGUGGAGAAACCUCCUUUGUCUUCUGUAUCCAUGAAAAGGCAGGUUGGCUGUUCAGAAGAUUAUCUUCUCUCCAAGUUCCCACCAGGUGGCAAAGAAAUACCCUUUGUAGUUCCUCAGUUCAAACUUGCUUACAUCCAACCUCGAAAUCUUGGUAAUCCACAUCUUGGGGGACUUCAAGGUUCAGUUGUAACGUCUUUCAGUGAUCGGAAAGCAGAACUUUCUGGUAUAUACCAUCAAAGACCACCUGCUGAUGUGGUAUAUAACCCAUUCUAUAUGCAACUGCCACCUCUUUCUCCGGAUUUAAGUCAAGGCCACACAGAAAAAAUGGCGAACAGGAGAUUAUAUGGAUCAGUUUGUGACUUAAGAAGUAGCACAUUGCCCUGCUCUUCCUCUUUAAGCCAUUCUAUGUUUGAUCUUACAAGUCCACCCCACCAAUUUCUUCAGAGAUAUGAUUCCGCCUCCAGUGUACCAAGCAGCAUCUCCUCCAGAAAGAAUUCACAAGGUAGUAAUAGGAGCUUAGAUACAAUUACAUUAUCAGGUGACGAAAGAGAAUUUGGCAGGCUGAACGUGAAGGUGUGCUACAUUUUUUCUGUUGAACAGAUAUGGAUCACCAUCUUGAAAUGCAAAGAUUUGAACUGGUCAUCUACUUGUGAAGAACAUCCUCAAAUUUCCAUAAAAGGAAUCCUUACCCUACACAAACCAGUGCAAUUCAGAUGUUUAGCAAAAGAAGCUUCCAAUGACAUUGAAUUCAUGGAAACCUUUGUGUUUGCUAUUAAACUGCAACUCCUCCAAACUGCAAGACUUGUGUUCAAAGUACAAUCUCUGAUUCCCAGAAGAAAAACUAUAGGAGAAUGUAUUUUGCCACUGCGAGACCUCAGUUCACAGGAAGUGGAUUAUUGGCUGAUGAUAACGCCUCCUUCCAAAGCUUUAGUGUGUUCUGCAGAAUUGAAAAUAGGCACCUGUUUUCAAGCAGUAAACAGCCGGAUCCAGUUGCAAAUUCUAGAAGCUCAGAACCUUCCAAGUUCAUCCACACCAUUGUCUUCAAAUUUUUUUGUAAAGAUUGAGAUGCUCAGCACUGAAGGAUUGGUUGAUAAGAAAAAAACUCGUCUGCUGAAAUCUACUAACAGUCAAGUAAAAUGGGGAGAAACCCUGAUGUUCCCUGUGAGCCAGAAUGAACAUGGAAUAAACUUUCUCAUCAAACUCUAUAGUAGGAGCUCAGUGAGAAGAAAACAUUUCCUGGGACAGGUUUGGUUAAGCAGUGACAGUAACAGUGCAGAAGCUGCUGAUCAAUGGAGGGACACAAUUGCUAAUCCAGAGAAGGUUGUGGUUAAAUGGCAUAACAUUAUUCCAGCGUGAUACUGCUUUGAACAGCCCUUUUGGUACUGAUUUGGACUUGACUCCAGAGACUUUUGCACUUAUUUAAAAUGACCAGCCAUCAGAUAACAAAAAAAACCAGAAAAGAAAUAUCUAUAUAGACACAUACAAUAUCAUCUCUGCACAAGAAAA